AUGGCUCUCGACACUCAGGGCAUCCUUGCAGCGGUGACCAUCGCAAUGUAUAUUCCCUUCCUAUUCGUUUCCAUCAGGUUGGUGAUGAAAUACGGAAUGUCGCGAGGUGAUGGUUGGGUCUUGUUGUUGGUAUUUAGCAUCAUCCGAGUAUUGGGAGGUGCUUUGCUUGUUGCAGCUGAGGAUAUCACACCCGCAAACAUUGGACUUUACAUCGGCGGCUAUGCCCUAGAGUCAUCUGGCCUAUCUCCACUGUUGCUCUGCACGCUGGGUCUGUUGCACUCGAUGUACCAAACCCCCGAUGGCUUUUCGAGAUAUAACAGACAAUUUCGCCUUCUUCAGAUCCUCGGCAUGAUCGCUCUCAUCCUUACCAUCACCGGCAUCUCCAAUGAGACAAGUUCCAGUUCAAGCUCGACUUGGAAUACCAUGCGCAGGGUUGGUGUCAUCCUCUUUUGCGCCCUAUACAUCAUCCUUGUCGGCAUUUGCGUCCACGUAUGGACCCAAGUUGGCUUUGUCAUGAGAUACCGCAAGCAGCUCUUGAAGGCCAUCUCUAUCGCACUUCCAUUCCUGGCCAUUCGGACGCUCUACAGCGUCUUGUCCACGUUCUCUUCGGAUUCGUUCUCGAUAACCGGAACCACCGAGUCCAACACCAGCGAUCUGGCAAAAUUCAAUGUUUUGACGGGCGAAUGGCAAAUUUACCUCGUAAUGGACAUGCUCAUGGAGUACGCCGUUGUGAUCAUCUAUGCUGUUGCAGGCAUCAUGCUUCCCCUCAACGAAGAUUACAAGCCUGCAGAUUCGUAUCAAGAUGAGUACCUUUUGAGUAGGCCUCAGAUGUGAGCACCGAGACGCCAGUGAAUGAGAGUCAUGUCCGGUUACGAAGCGGAAUGUCAGUUUAAUGGACCUAAUGAUACCAUUUCCAUAAUUCGUCUGUCUACAAGGUUACCUACCGCUCGUAGAUAUAUUUAUAAGUCUUUUAUUUAACGGUGUAGUGGUGUAGUGUUGAUUCAUAUCAUGAUCUGGAUCUAUGAUGAUGUCAUUGCCUCUGA
This is a messenger RNA of Suillus fuscotomentosus, 1043 nucleotides long. RefSeq lists its product as uncharacterized. The transcript has 4 exons. NCBI's taxonomy places the organism in Eukaryota, Fungi, Basidiomycota, Agaricomycetes, Boletales, Suillaceae. Bases 1 to 834 code for a protein of 277 amino acids. The record is from RefSeq and is a predicted model, not a curated record.